Biomphalaria glabrata is the source of this 10179-nucleotide messenger RNA. RefSeq lists its product as uncharacterized. The record is from RefSeq and is a predicted model, not a curated record. The transcript is spliced from 4 exons. The coding region runs from base 133 to 8280 and encodes 2715 amino acids. Lineage: Eukaryota; Metazoa; Mollusca; Gastropoda; Planorbidae.
UCUAUAUCCAUCGAUUGUAUCGAAGUCAUAACAUUUUAGAGCAUUAGUCUUACUAUAUAUAGAGAUCUAGAUUCAAGCGUCUCAGGCAGUUAAGGUUUGUUCACCGGCCAGUCGGAUUCGUGUGGUCAUGAAAUGAAUCAAUCCAGUGAUGGAAGUCAAGACAAGUCAUUAAUCUUUUCUUUACACAACAUCAUUACAUUCCAUUGUCAGGUUCCCACUGUGAUUAGAUUGCUCAAAGAAAGAUGUCCAACGUGUUUUCAAGAGAAGGUCCGACUGGUGUCUGUGUGUGCAACUUGUGGGUGGAAGACAGCUCAGGUGUGUGACAGCUGUGAGAGGGAUAAGGCGGAAAACGUCAAGCACAAGUUGAUUGACAUCCCACUACAUCGUAUAGAGGAUUGUGUGGAGAAGCUCCACCGUAAGACGUUAAAGCGUACAUGGAGGAAGAGACCUCAACCAACGAGCCUGAAUACUGUAAGCCAAGAAACUAUCGACAUAACCACAACACCAGGUACCAGUUUAGAGACAGAGCUUUCUCUUUCAGAUACGUCAGCAGUUCUAAACGACAUUCCCGUAAAACUUGAACCCCCAAUUUCACCGGAGCCAACAGUGCUUGAGCCAACAGAGUCAAAUACUUUACACUUUUUUUCAAACUUAACAUCUAACCCUUCAGCACCAAAACGCAUAAGGAAGCCUACACAAAAAACUGAGACGAUAUUUAUUAUGAAUCAAAAGAGAAAAAGAAAACAUACAUUAAAACCUACACCCAAACUUGUCAGGAGUACUGAAACAAAUUCAAUACCAAAACUAAAAACAGCAACAGAAAAUAAAUCAACACUGAAACCACUCAGGACAGAUGAAACUAAUUCAGUACCGCAACUGGCCAGGACUACUGAAACUAAUUCAAUUUCGAAACUGACUACAGCAAAUGAAGGGAAAAUAAAAAAGAAACUUGCCAGGACUACUGAAACUAAUUCAAUACAUAAACUUGACGGGAUUGCUGAAACUAAUUCAUUACCAAAACUGGCCAGGACUUCUGAAACUAAUUCGACUUCAAAACUGGCUACAGCAACUGAAAUGAAAUUAACACAGAAACUUUCUAGAAUUGAUGAAACUAAUUCAAUACCAAAACUGGCCAGGACUUCUGAAACUAAUUCGACUCCAAAACUGGCUACAGAAACUGAAAUGAAAUUAACACAGAAACUUUCUAGAAUUGAUGAAACUAAUUCAAUACCAAAACUGGCCAGGACUUCUGUAACUAAUUCGAUUCCAAAACUGGCUACAACAAAUGAAGUCAAAUUAAAAAAGAAACUUGCCAGGACAUCUGAGACUAAAUCAAUAGCUAAACUUGCCGGUAUUGCUGAAACUAAUUCAAUACCAAAACUGGCCAGGACUUCUGAAACUAAUUCGACUCCAAAACUGGCUACAGAAACUGAAAUGAAAUUAACACAGAAACUUUCUAGAAUUGAUGAAACUAAUUCAAUACCAAAACUGGCCAGGACUUCUGUAACUAAUUCGAUUCCAAAACUGGCUACAACAAAUGAAGUCAAAUUAAAAAAGAAACUUGCCAGGACAUCUGAGACUAAAUCAAUAGCUAAACUUGCCGGUAUUGCUGAAACUAAUUCAAUGCCAAAACUGGCCAAGACUUCUGAAACUAAUUCGAUUCCGAAACUGGCUACAGCAUAUGAAGUGAAAUUAAAAAAGAAACUUGCCAGGACUACUGAAACUAAUUCAAUACCGAAAUUUGCCAGGACUACUGAAACUAAUUCAAUACCGACACUUGCCAGGAUUACUGAAACUAAUUCAAUACCGAAAUUUGCCAGGACUACUGAAACUAAUUCAAUACCGACACUUGCCAGGACUACUGAAACUAAUUCAAUACCGAAACUUGCCAGGAUUACUGAAGCUAAUUCAAUACCGAAACUAGCCAAGAGUACUGAAAUGAAAUUAACACCCAAAAUUACAAAAAAGCCUACAGACGUCAAGAUAGUAUCCGCAGCAAAAGAAGAACAGACCAAAUCUUUAGCCAAGUCUAUUUUCCCUGAGAGAGAGAAACGUGUCCAGAUCUCAACUACAGAUGAAGCUUUGCACAGUAGAAAUACAAAUACUUCCACGUCUACAAACAUAAAUGGUAAAAGAACAAAUGAUCAACGAAGUGAACAACACCUUGGCGUGAAAAGAAAACUCAAUUUUGGCCAUGAUUCUGAUGCAGAGUCUUUAAAAGAUAGUACAAGCAAAGACUAUUCAAAAUCUGAGUUUCAAGCAUCAAUAGAAUUACCAGCCUUAGACUUUGCUUCCGUCAUUGAGAAUUGCUUAUCCAAUAGUUCACCGUUUAAAGAUCAUGUGACCAAGGAAACUUUGAUUCAAGAAUGUAAUGGUAAUAAGAGUACAUGUAGUGAUCCCAAGGCAAUGGAACAUGUUGCCAGUCAAAAUUCAAGUAAAGCCGUUCUUGACAGCUCUGAGAAGCGAAACGAUUCAGUCACUAAAAACUACGACCAAAACGAGCAGCCUGUUUGUAAUGGGGAACAAGUGGAUCAACAGUUGAAAUUGCAUAAAUCAAAUGACCAACCAGAUCUGAGCAUAGCCGUGUCUAGCAAUAGUACCUUCAACAGUAUGACCACCUCAGAGCAAUCUACAAGUCAUCCAGGAAUUUCUACCCAGAUUCCUAACAGCAGCAGUCAACCAAUGAAUAUUUAUGACACAUUUAGUACACAGCCCCCAUCACAACAACAUUUUAGCAGUAGCACACAUACAUUCAAUGCCACAUCACAGGCUUUUCCACAAAUUACUUCUCACGUAAGCGCAGCCUAUUCUUUACCAAGCAAUUCCCAGUCUGCAUUGAAUCAAUGCCCUAAAGAUCCUCCAGUGUAUCAGAUUCAAUCAGGAGAUUUCAUACAUCCCUCCUCGAUGGAACGACCUCCAAAUCAAAACUCACAGAAUCACACAAAUCUGAAUAUUAAUCAUCAAAAUUUACUUUGCAGGCAGACAGAUAAUAAUUAUGCUCGUAGUUUUCAGUCUUCUGUAGACCCAACUCUUCACAACAAUAUGUUAAACAACCCAUCUUCAAGCGCUAGUCAGAUCAGCAACAACUCUUUUACGUCUAAUACAGCAGCCAUGAACACUCAAGUCAAUUUAAACAAUCAGCCAUCUUAUUGUCAAACCUUCUUUAACCAAAGUCCCGUAACUAAUCAGUCACCAAUCAAUUACGAUCGCAACCACUGCAACUUCAACAGUUUUCCUAAUAGUCAUGAUGUAGCAAUUUUAAAUCAUCCAACUCCACACCAUCAACCUCCUAGAACCAACAAUGUAGCCCCAGAGCAGACGUUUCUUACAAAUCAGAAUGCACACUGCUCUUUACAAACUCAAAAUAGCCAAACCCUUCACCCGGUUAAUGCUACAGGUAAUGUAUCGGGCCUAGUAGAAAAUCAAUCAACCCAUUUUAACAAUGGAAAUUUUAACUUCACCUCAGCUUUUGAGAAUGCCAAUGUUCCUAGCCAGUCAUUUCUUGAUAUUCAUUCCACAGCAGGUCAGACUGUAAGCCCAUCAGGAAACCAACAAACUGCACUAACCGGUUCACUUGUCAAUAGUAGCCAGUUGACCUAUAACACACAAAUAUCAAAUACUCACAAUAAUACAAGCAAAUGUAGCUUCAAUUCUCUGCCAACUAUUAGCCAACCUAAUUUUAAUGUUCCAUCUCCGAAUAGUCAACAAGUCUUUAAUAACAUUUUUACGUCUCAACCUUUUUCUUAUAAUCCGGUUGUAAAUAACCAACCAGUAUUUACCAAUGCAGCUGUAAAUAACCAUCCACUAUUUAAUAACACAGGUGUAAAUAACCAACCAAUAUUUAACACAUUUAAUAAUGCAGCUGUAAAUAACCAACCACUAUUUAACAAAGCAAGUGUAAAUGAACAACCAAUAUUUAACACAUUUAACAAUGCUGCUAUAAAUAACCAAUCAGUAUUUAGCAACGCAAAUGUAAAUAACCAACCAGUAUUUAAUAAUGCAGCUAUAAAUAGCCAACCAGUAUUUAACAAUGCAGCUAUAAAUAGCCAACCAGUAUUUAACAAUGCAGCUAUAAAUAGCCAACCAGUAUUUAACAAUGCAGCUAUAAAUAGCCAACCAGUAUUUAACAAUGCAGCUAUAAAUAGCCAACCAGUAUUUAACAAUGCAGCUAUAAAUAGCCAACCAGUAUUUAACAAUGCAGCUGUUAAUAACCAACCAGCAUUUUGCAAUGCAGCUAUAAAUAACCAACCAGUAUUAGGCAAUGCUGCUGUAAAUAACCAACCAGUAUUUGGCAAUGUUGCUGUAAAUAACCAAUCAAUAUUUAACAAUGCUGUUGUAAAUAACCAACCAGUAUUUAACAAUGCAGCUGCCAAUCAUCAGUCAUAUUUUAACAGUUCAGUUUAUAAUGGUCAGCCAGUUAACAAUGCUUUUCAAAAUUGCCAGUCUGUUUUUAACAAUACAUCCUUUAACAAUCAACCAAUAUCAAACAAUGAAUUUCCUAAUUACCAACCUGCUUUAAAUAACUUCACUGCCAGUAGUGACGCACAUGGAUCUGUUAACUUUACAGCUGUAGGCAACCCAACAUGUACCCAACCUGUAUUUGUUAACAACCAAACAUUUCUGAACAGUCAGGAUACAAGCAUUCAUUGUUUCAAUAGUCCUGCUAUGAAUAACAACUUUGACAACACAAUGUUAAGCAAUCAAUCCAAUUUCCUAACUCAGCCUCUCAAUUGUGCCCCAGUGUACACCAAUCAGAGCUUUAAUGGACAGCCGAAUCAUAAUGAACCCUUUGUGAACUUUCUUUCUGUCUCUAACAACAAUAGUUCCAACAGUACAAACAGCCAAUGUGGUUUUAGUCCUCCUGACAACCAGUACCACAGUCAUGGAAUUAGUUCAAUGGUUUCUGAACGUAAUUCUGUCAACAGUCAUCCUAGUUGCAGCACGACUAUUGAUAGUAAUCAAUUUAAUACUAACACUAUUUCAGAAAACUGCCAGGAAGUGUUAAACGUACCUCCAGCAAGUAUCCACAAUAACAAUGACAAUACGUAUGUCAACAAUCCGUUACAAUUAGCUUAUCCUCCAGGAUCAGGCUCUGAGAUCUCCAAUAACCAAACUGAAAAAUCUACAGACAGCCAGACGGAAUUGUCACGUGAUAACGACCAAAGUUUCAGGGACAUGUGUUUAUCAAUCAACGAAGCUGAACAACAUGGGACUCAAUCUAAGACUGGCGAGACUUUCUUUCAGUGCGAUAAUAAUCAAUUUGAUUGCGUGACUGAGGCUUUUAACCCUCCUGGCGACUCCAUAACUGAGAAAAGAGCAUCAAAAGACCAAUCUCUACUUGGUUCACAAACUACUUCUGACCAGUCUUGCUUGUUCAAAGUAAAUCAAACUGAUCGAAAUCUCUGGAAUGAUAUUUCAUACCUUAUCCAGCCAGACGUUGCAGCCUCUUCCAUUAGACAAACAAAUGAACAUUUGGAGAUAGUUAAUCACACUCGAGAAAAAACAAUCCCAGAACAAUCAUCUUCGAUUGAAUCAUGUGCCUCAAAUCAGAUAACAAAUGAGAAUCCAAAUGUACAUAAUUAUUUUUCGAUCAAUGAUUAUCUUAUUGCUGAAAACUUCCAAGAUGAUCAAAGCCUAUGUAAUAAUCAAUCCCAAAUAAAUGAAACUUUCUUAAACUAUCUAACGCCAGCUGAAUCAGUCGAAUCUAGCACUGACAUUUCCAAUGAUGAAUCUUUUUUUGGCAGCCAUGAAUCGUCCAAUUUACUAGACGUUAUGGCUGAAAAUUCCAGUCUAAUAACCGUCUCACAAGAACAACAAGAAUCAAAAAAUAAUUCAUCAAAGAAUACAAAUGUUACUGACCAGUCCAAAAGUAAUGCAGCCACUGUCAGCUCUGACUGCGAUGCUACACAUGAAAAUAAACAACUACAGGAUGAUAUUCCUGAAGCAUCAUUCGAGAACAUUACGUCAGAUUUUGAUUUGCCACCAGUUUUACCAACUGUCAUUAGAGAAAGUUCACAUGAAAGUAAUGCGUCGAAAAAAAUGUCCAGUACUUCAAAUUCCACAUCAGAUGCAAAUGAAAGCCCAGAUCAACAUAGGAAAAGAAUUCAUAAAGGCUUACAGAACUCUAAACCGCCGUCAAGUGCUAAAGACAAACGUCCCCCAAUUCUCAGUACUUCGUCAAUUCUGAAUGCCCCUGUUCUAACUGAGCUGCUCAAUAGACCGUACAGAGGGGCUCCCUACAAUCUUCUACAGUCUUCUGGUAUUUGUCAUGUCUUACGAGAAUCAAAUGAAGUUCUUCAUGGUCAGCAGCUCAAGAAGACUGGCACUGUUGGUUCGAGAUUAAGUGGUUCAUUUGGCCAACAACAUUCUUUGACAUCUUCGGAUAAUUUAAACGUAGAAACUACAAAUCUAGUCAAUAAUAAUGAUCAAAAUAGUACAGAAGUUACAUCGAAAGAUGGAGUCAAUAACAAGGCUAGUACAAAAGUGAAUGAUUUAACUUCUAUGAAAGACUUAGACAAAUCUUCUUCUGAGGCAAUCAAUACUUCUGAACGCAAGGCUCCUAAAGUAAAUAUCCCACCGCCUGUUCAAUACGAUUUUGAAGAUGACUUUGCAAAUACAAUGAAAGAAAUUAUUUUAUUUCUGAAGUCAAUCGAUGAAACCAAACAAGAAACUCAAAGUCAGAAAAAAAUUAAAGAACAACUCAAUGACUUCUUUAAGUUGCUGAUGGAUCCAAAAAAUGAAAUGAAGCACAUGAAUGGUGAAACCAACGAUUCGAGUCCUAAAGGCGACAUAUGUUUUUCUGUGGACGCAAUCAGUUCUAAGAUGACCUCGAUUAUAGAUGAAUGGAAGCUCAAGUGUAUGUCAACUUUGAAAGUACGCUACAAUACCCUUCUAGAAGAAUGGCGAGACUCUAGCAUGGCUGGACUAAUGGACCAUUACGAGCAGUUGCUGGAGGAUAAUGCCUUUUGUAGUUUUAAAUCACGUUUCGACAAUCUCUUAGAAAACAGCAUUCUGUAUGCAUUAAAUACUAAUCCGAAAUUCGGAGUGCCCGACAAAAUCAGAAACUUUAUGGCCCAGAAUGUUUUCAUUGGCAGGAAUCUAAAAGCACCCACAAAAACUCUCAGUAAAAAAAUGAAAUUAAAAAUGCAAGGCAAAAAAACGAAUAAAAAAUAUUCAGCAAAGUUUUCGAGAGCUGCUGAAGAAGCAAUGCGUGAGGAUUUAUCAGACAAAAACGUCCAGAAUAUACCCGCUGUAGAUAAUAAUCAAGAUAAUGAGCCUUGUGAAGACCCAAGUUUUAACAACUUGCAGAAAGAAACUGACAAUGGCUUACAGAGUAAUGACAACAAAGCGAAUGGCCCACAGGAAAAGCCCACAAUAAGUGAAAGCUUACACAGUUUCAUAGAAAAUUUCCUGUAUGAAACAAAUGACGACGAGAAUGCAACAGAGGAGUUGGACUACAAUCAAUCCACAACUUGGGAGAUCAACUCAAAUGGUUUAACAGAAUGUGUGAAUGGCGAAGAUGACAUUGCGAUGGAAAGUACUGAAAAAGACAACUAUGCUGGUCACAGUGACGAAAUGUAUCAACACGAAACCUUUGCUGACAACAAGGGUGACACUGACGAUGAUAGCCAUAAACUUUUUAUCGCUUGCGACAUGUCUGAUGAAAAUGACCAACCAUUUCUUAUUGACUACUCAAGGCAGCAUGUAGCUUCACAUGAACUUCAAGCCAGUCACGAGCAUCUCUGUGAUCAAGCAAAUACCCACGAUUUGUUGGUAACAGAAGCGGAUGAUCGGUUAAUAGACGACGAUCCAGAAUAUUCUAAACUUAAUAAAGUCAUAGCUAAUUCCAAUCUAGCCAGACACGAGGAUAGCUCUAACCAGCCUAGUGCCAACGACUUGUGUGUUACAGCAGAUCCUAGACCAAACGAUGUAGAUCCUGAUAUCAACCCCAAUAGUCCCGAGGCUUGCCCUCGAAAAGCCAGUGACCACGACGUAUUUGAACCAGAACAAGACGAGCUAUUCACUCAAAGUAAAGAGAGUUUAGCAGAUAAUACACGACCUCCAAAAGAAUACACAUGGAUAAAUGUUGUCAAAGUGGAGAGCGAUGCUGAACCUGCUGUACUUUACAGUCGUCUGCUCCUGAACGAAGACUCUCCAAUCAGCGAAGUCAUGAAUGUCUUUAGCUGUAACAUGAAGACCUACAACAAGGAGCUCAGUUCCCUAUUUGAUGAGAUUGACUUCAAUACUGAUCCGUCCAAGACCCAAGCACUGACCAAGUAAACAGAGAAAUCUAUAAAGAUUCUUGAGGAUAAAUCCAUGAGUAAACUUAAACAAUGUAUGCCUUUUUUAUUUUUUAAUUUUAACCCUAACCAGAUUAAAACUGCCAAAAAACAGAUUCAACCACACUGAAAUCUCACACUGUCACUGUAUCUAAUAAUCCAUUAGAUCUGUCUGAUAAGAGUUACAUUAAAAAAACGAGCAAUAUAUGCACAAAAUAAAAGUGUUUUCUUAUUUUUAAUGUGAAUUACAAGUUAAAUUUAAAUCUUUGACUUUCUUUGUGAUUCUGUUUACUUGUACUAGUGUUUGCAGAAAACCUUCAUCACAUUGCAUUCUCUAUAAAUACAACAAAACAUUUAACAUUUUGAAUACGUUUUCUCUGCUAGUUUACUCAUGAGGUUUUAAAAGGAUAAGCUAUUUAUUACAAUUAUUUCUUUGUACAUGUAAUGUUCAUUAGACUUUUGUUUCAUUCGUACAACAAUAUGUCCGGCACAGUAGGCUCAAUCAUGUUUUUUACUAAGUCAACAUUUCAUCAUCAUCCAAUGAAUGACGACCUGGGAGACUCGCUUCUAUUUUCUGACUCUCUUUGACCUGGUUCCGUUCCUUAACUAGCUACUAAACCGAUUUUCUUUUCCCUUAGAAUGACAUUUGUAAUGGUGAUAGAACAUCUGUACCUCAAUAUAUUUCUUUGUUGACAGAUAUUUGAAGGAAUCAAUUAUAUUUAUAGAUUGAAAUAUUUUAUUUUAAAAAUGUAAUAUUUUGGAAUCAGUAAUAUGUAGAGAAAAAAGAACAAACGUUCCUAAAACUGUAUCCCUUGAACUGACUGCUGACCCAGAUUCUAAAGUUCUGGCCGUUGAUGGUAGUGUCUACUUCUUAAGAUAGGACUUGAUCUAACAUCAUCGAUCAGGGAGAGGAGUACUCUUAAUCUCAAACCUCCGCUGCCUUGAAGUAUUCAAACAUCAGAAGACAACCUUAAGGAGCCCUCUAUGCGGUGGGAGUACCAACUAUGAAAUUUCCUGCCACUGAGUUGUUGCCUAAUGUAAUGCGUAAUAUCAUUGCUUAGAAUAAUACCAGCUCAGGAAUGUACCCCAGGGUGGAAAAGCUGCUGACAAAUGUUUAAAACAUAAAGGGAGCAAAGUUUGUGAGUUACGGGUGUUCUAGAAGAUUACAGAAAUUUCUAUAUCUCCAUUCACAAUAUCAGAUUGCUAUGUUUUUCUUCUAUUUUGGGUUUAUUCUGUUAAAACUUGGUGUCCAUAUAUGGGUUUUGCGAAUGCAUCAUUUUGUCGCGGAUGUAUAAAGACAAAAAUAUUAAUUAAUUUAUUAUGUAUCUAACAUUUCUGAGAAUUCUACAUUAAGACGUUGUUUUUUUUAUGAAUAUUUGAAGGCAUUUUUUUUACUAUUCUUCAAUACGGAGUUAUAAUAUUGUUUUCGCUCAAUUUAUGUAUUUAUAUUGUAUCCGUGUCUUCAGGAUGUUGUUUUCACAGACCUAUGUAUUAUCCCUAGGCUAGAGGCACCGAUCUCUUAACACUACACAAAAAAUGUGAAAAACUUCAAAAAUCUGAAACAAGGUGUUGUUUAGUAAAGUAGUUAUAACAACGAACUUUUUUUUUCAAACCUAACCUAUGUAACAUAUAAAAUACAAGAUAUUGAUCUAAACUUUGAAAACUAAAGAUCAUAGCUACUCUAAGACAGACACGCGAUUUUUCAAGAUUCAGGGCGACUUCCCCUAGAGCUUGAAAAAGAGUUACGUAGGCCUAUAUAACUAUCGGAUAUGAAUUAGUCUGUUUUCAGUCUAGUUAUAUAUAAUAUAUAUAGGUCUGUGAUUCUGUGAUUGUUUCAUUUGGUUUUAUAAAUAUUUACCUUUUUUAUAUCAGUAAAUAAACUUUAUUUUUGUACUUAAAA